GAAGAGGCGGCCUCUUCAAUAUGGCGGGGCCUUUGUCUCCUAGCUCCCGGGCUCUGAGCCCAGUUCCCGUCUCCACUGUUCCAUCUCCUCCGCUCCUGGAGCUCCUCGGUGACUCUACCAUAGCGUCUGUUAUCCCGUGAUCUGCAGGUACUGGGAGGUCCAUAGGGAGGACGGCGGAACAUCCGGAGGCUGGGAAAUGGGAGUGUUGACAUUCAGGGAUGUGGCCAUAGAAUUCUCCCCAGAAGAGUGGGAAUGCCUGGACUCUGCUCAGCAGUGUUUGUAUAGGGAUGUGAUGUUAGAGAACUACAGAAACCUGGUCUCCUUGGGUCUUGCUAUCUUUAAGCCAGACUUGAUGACCUGUCUGGAGCAAAGAAAAGAGCCCUGGAAAGUGAAGAGACAGGAGGCAGUAGUCAAACAUCCAGCUGGCUCUUUUCAUUUUACUGCAGAGAUAUUGCCGGAGCAUGACAUAAAAGAUUCAUUUCAAAAAGUGAUUCUGAGAAAAUAUGGAAGCUGUGACCUUAAUAAUUUACAUUUAAAGAAAGACAACCAAAGUGUGGGUAAUUGCAAGGGGCAGAAAAGCAGUUAUAAUGGCCUUCAUCAAUGUUUUUCAACUACCCAUAGCAAAACCUGUCAUUGUAAUAAAUUUGGCAGCGAUUGCCAGUUGUGCUCAAUCUUCACUGAAAAUAAGGAAAUUUUUAGCAGAGAGAAAUGCUACAAGUGUGAAGAAUGUGGCAAAGACUGUAGGUUGUUCUCAGAUUUUUCUAGACAUAAGAAAGUUCAUACUGCAGAGAGAUGCUACAAAUGUGAAGAAUGUGGCAAACCCUUUAAAAAGUUUUCAAACCUUACUGAACAUAAGAGAGUUCAUACUGGAGAGAAACCUUACAAAUGUGAAGGAUGUGGCAAAACCUUUACCUGCUCCUCAACCCUUGUUAAACACAAGAGAAAUCAUACUGGAGACAGACCCUACAAAUGUGAAGAAUGUGGCAAAGCCUUUAAGUGCUUCUCAGACCUUACUAAUCAUAAGAGAAUUCAUACUGGAGAGAAACCCUACAAAUGUGAAGAAUGUAACAAAGCCUAUAGGUGGUUCUCAGACCUUGCUAAACAUAAGAUAAUUCAUACUGGAGAGAAACCCUACAAAUGUAAUGAAUGUGGAAAAGCUUUUAAGUGGUUCUCGGCCCUUAGUAAACAUAAGAGAAUUCAUACUGGAGAGAAACCCUACAUCUGUGAAGAAUGUGGCAAAGCCUUUACCCGCUCCUCCACCCUUUUUAACCACAAGAGAAUUCAUAUGGAAGAGAGACCUUAUAAAUGUGAAGAAUGUGGCAAGACCUUCAAGUGCUUCUCAGACCUGACUAAUCAUAAGAGAAUUCACACUGGAGAAAAACCCUACAAAUGUGAAGAAUGUGGCAAAGCAUCGAGCUGGUUCUCACACCUCAUCAGACAUAAGAGAAUUCAUACUAGAGAGAAGCUCCACAAGUGUUAAAAAUGUGGAAAAGCCUUUAACAAGUCCUCAUACCGUGUUCAACAUCAGAAAUUUAAUACUGAACAAAUGCAGUAUAAAUGUAAUAACGAUGGAAGAACAUUUAUCAUCUUAGAGGGUCUCUAAGAACUUUAUGUGUUGCUUAUGUGUUGAGUGCAUAUAUAGCCCUUUGCUAUUAUGUAAUGCCCUUCUUUUUUUUUUUUUUUUAAUCUAUGUUAAUUUCAAGUCUGUUUGUCAGAAACUAGGAUUGCAACCCCUGCUUUUCCUGUUUUCUAUUUGCUUGGUAGACUUUUCUUUUUCCCCUUAUUUUGAGCUUAUUUGAGAUGGCUGUCUCGAUUAAAGCAUACUGUUAGAUCUUGAUUCUUUAUUCAGCUUGCCAUCUGUGUUUUAAUUUGGUUAUUUAGCCCAUUUACGUUUAAGGUUAGUAUUCAUAUGUGUGGAUUUGAUUCUGUUAUUAGAAUCUUAGCUGGCUAUUUUGCACAUUUG
Messenger RNA from Mandrillus leucophaeus (drill), 1963 nucleotides. RefSeq names its product zinc finger protein 736 (gene ZNF736). The transcript has 4 exons. Gene Ontology annotation, cellular component: nucleus. The record is from RefSeq and is a predicted model, not a curated record. NCBI's taxonomy places the organism in Eukaryota, Metazoa, Chordata, Mammalia, Primates, Cercopithecidae. The coding region runs from base 197 to 1480 and encodes 427 amino acids. Gene Ontology annotation, molecular function: RNA polymerase II cis-regulatory region sequence-specific DNA binding; DNA-binding transcription factor activity, RNA polymerase II-specific. Gene Ontology annotation, biological process: regulation of transcription by RNA polymerase II; central nervous system development.